Molecule: messenger RNA, 1890 nt
Organism: Hydatigera taeniaeformis
Lineage: Eukaryota; Metazoa; Platyhelminthes; Cestoda; Cyclophyllidea; Taeniidae
Source: the annotation of a GenBank genome assembly
AUGCGCGCCUGUCGUCAAAAGCGGCACACCACUGUCGAUAUGCUGAAUGGAGCUGCCACCACAUCAGUCAAUCUUACUCCAGCCUCAAAUGUGGCUCACCACAUCACCGAUAUUCAUGCCAUACUCAACAACAACUCGGGCAAUGAGAUUCAUCAGCCACAUUUUGGCGAUGAUAGGGGCAAACCUUUUAUCUCUCCCUCUACUGCAACUCUCACGUCGGGCAGUUCUGGUUCUCCAAUCACUGUUCUCCUCACUAAUGAACGAGAUGAAGACGAAGACGUCACCAGCCGAAUAAGUGGCAAUAAUGGUAGAAGAGAAAACACUCCAAUACCUUCAGCUGUACGCAACCGUCCUGGAUUCUCCCUGUCCUACCCACUGUCCAGAAUGUCCCAACCCAGUCGCGUGGUUCAACCGCCUAAACAGGAUACUCCGCCGAUCCAUCUCUUGAAGAGUUUUAAAACUACCUUGUGGAUUGACAGGGUGCUUCUCCUGUUAGGUGUAUUUUUACCCCUAACUUUAGGCAUCUGUUUUUUCCUUGUCCACUCCUUCACAGAAUUUGCUAGUUGUCGACCGGUCAAGUUGAUUGUUGGCUCUUCCAGUAGAUUCGUUAAUCAGGUGUGCCGAACGAAGCUAAUCCAGGUAAUUCUUCAGGGUGCAAAGGAUGCGGAUAAUGAUGAGCGCAUUGUAGGAAGCCUUCAGCAUGAGUGUUUUCCAAUAAUUUUGAUCCUCAUUGCAUUGCUGAACUGGAUGCCACAUCUAUGUUGGAAUAUGGUGAUUCGACACUCCAUCUAUCGAGAUGCCUCGCUAGUGGCUUCUGAACUUAGAAGCUUUAGAAAAACUGCUCAGCGCGAACUAAUCUCCAUUGCGUCGAGUAUCAACACCGCCCCGAUUAGUUCCAACUUCAUGCCGAUGAUCCAAGAAAUCAGAUUCAAGAAUUCUACCCGUCCACUGUCUACCCAGCCUCGAAGUAGCGAGGAGACAACGCUUUUAGAACCAGCGCAGAACUUCCAGACUCCGAAGAUGGAUAAUACAAUCUCCCCUGUUGACACUGGCUAUGAAUCAGAUAUGGAUCUGCCUUCUGCUGCAGUAAUGCAUUUACCAAGACUGCGAGUCAGUCGGGAUGACCAUGCACUUAACAUAUUCCUCUCUGGUUGGCAGAACACUGAUUUUUACAUUCGCCGAUUCAUUGCAAAACACACAGUCCUCGCCCUGUUUAACGCAAUCACAUUCUCUCUGGUUUUGGGUUUCUCAGUGGUCACCUACGGGGAACCUUUUUCGGGAAGUUUCUACUGUCGUCCAACAGAAAAAUCCACCACUCUUUACAUCUGCCUAGCUUCAACAACGUUCGCCCUCAACAUGACGGCUUUCUGCCUUGGUGCCUUGGGGCUUGCUGGCUUAAUCUGUUCCGGCGUUUUCUUUUAUCAAAAUUUCUCACAUAAUCAUGUCUACAGUGAGUCUACACUUGCCUGCGGCACGAAUUUUGGUCUUGAAGCUGAGCUCGCUACAAACUUGGUCAGUCGACGUCAAGAAAACUUCUUCUCCGAUUACGUUCGUCUACUAGCACUUGCCCGAAUGCAGCAACGAGGUUCACUAUUCGUUGCAAGAAGAGAAGUCUUCAACCUCCGGCUCUCCUACCUUUUAGGGCUCGCACGAACAGAUUUUCACUUUAUAAAUCUUCUUUGCAAGGAGAACAGUCGGCAUCUUCCUGAUGCGAUACAACUACGAAUCUGGCUUCUGCGCUACGUUUUUCUAUGUCGACGUCUCGGACCUCGUGUCUUUGGACGAAGUGCCCCAACCUCAAGUAAUAAUGUGCUUUGUGAGGAUCUCUCAACGCGGUUGGGGUUUAGUAAAAUUCGAGUCAGAGUUGAUGUAUGUGAUCAGUUUUGCUAG